CGGUAUCUUCUUGGCUUUGUUAGAGAAAUGAAUUCAAAUGUUUUGAAUCUCAGAAUUCUCAUUGCCAUCUUAUCUAUAAGAAAGACACUUAAAACGACAUAUAGUUUCCAAUAGCAACUUCAACACAGGUCUAUGCUACUAUCCUCGAGAGCUUGGAUAGACUUCAGGAGCUCGGGCAUAAUCUAUCAAGCGGAAGGAAUGCAUGUGGCUGCCAUGGUGGCUGGAGACAACCUUGAAACCCUGCUGCUGCCCACUGGGGGACAUGGAGAUGGAGUGUCAAAUUUCCUUUCACAUCUGGUUUUAAUAGGCUGUACAGGAUGUUGUCAAGCAGUCAGACAAGAGCAGUUAACUAUUGAUAUUAUAGCUGGAAUUCUUUUGACUGAUGUAGGUUAGAGAAAGUGGGCUGGCUAAAGGUAGCCUACAUCCCUUUUCCUUUUCUCUGCUCUCGCCAAUGACAGAGAAAUACCCUCAAGCUAUUUGCAGGGCUCCUUGACCAUUUAACAUGAUUUGGAUCAUUUUGGUGUCACUGCUGUUGUUACCUGUUUUACCUCCAUCUACUAGCUCAGACAAUGCAACUACAAAUCAGUCUCUGGAGAUAACUGAUGAUGAUGAUGAUGACCAUGAUGUCACUCUCAAAAGUGACAAGAAUCCCCCUGCGGCCAAGUAUGGAGAAAAGUGUACAAUGCCUUGUGAACUGGCAGCUAAGUUCAUGAAGGAGGAAAGGCACUCUCUAUGUAGUGACCUUCAGCAUUCAAUUGUUUCAUACACAAGGAGUACUAGAAAGAUGAUCAGAGAUUUAAUUGAUGAACAGCAAAAAUCCUUAGAAUUACUCUCCAACCAGGUGAUGGAACUCACAUCAAAAGUUAGCUCACUCAGCUUGGAGGUUCAGCGGAGCAACACUGAAACAUUAUCAGUGAAGCCAGUACAAUCCCAUGGACGGGAUUGUAGUGACAUAAAAGAGACACUCGAUGCAUCCGUUUCCAAAAUACCUAGUGGGAUCUAUAUAAUCCAUCCAGAAAAUAUAGAGUAUCCAUUUGAGGUUUUUUGUGAGAUGGAUUACAUGGAUGGUGGGUGGACUGUUGUGCAAAGGAGGACUGACGGUCUUACUGACUUUAAACGACCAUGGUCAGACUACAUCAAUGGAUUUGGCCACCUGCCAGGAGAACACUGGCUAGGUCUAAGGAAGAUAUUCAAUAUUGUCAGCCAAAAACAGACCCCUUUCCAACUCCACAUUGCCUUCGUUUCACAAGAUGACUCCACUGCGUAUGCUUCUUAUGACAAAUUUUGGAUUGAAGAUGAGACCAACUUCUUCAGAAUUCAUCUUGGGAGAUACGCUGGCAGUGCAGGUGAUGCUUUCCGUGGGUAUGAGCAAGAAGAAAAUCAGGAAACAGCGCCGUUUAGCACAUCUGAUGUGGAUAAUGAUGGAUGUAAUCCAACUUGCACAUUUGACGGAAAUGCCGUGGAGAGCUGUAGUAUCCAUCAGAAUGGCACAGGCUGGUGGUUUAACCAGUGUGGGCGUGCAAAUCUAAACGGAUCCCCGUCGGACCAGGAUCAAGCCACUAUCCCAAACAUGCGCUGGGAAACUUGGACUAAAAACGGCAUUCCAGUACAGAUUAAGUCUGUGACCAUGAAGAUAAGGAGAAUGGUCAUUCAUCAAAAUAAUUAGUUGCAUUAGAGGAGUAUUUUGAUUUUACACUGUUAUUGAAAGGAAGUUGAAAUAAGUGUUUCAACCUGAUUGUGUUGUAGAUACCAUCCCAUCAGAUUAUAAAAUGGAACUAGCGUCAACAAUAAAAAAGAAACAUGUUUGCA
Molecule: messenger RNA, 1809 nt
Organism: Alosa sapidissima (American shad)
Lineage: Eukaryota; Metazoa; Chordata; Actinopteri; Clupeiformes; Clupeidae
Gene: angptl5
Product: angiopoietin-like 5
Exons: 8
Coding region: 503-1666 (387 amino acids)
Source: RefSeq, a predicted model, not a curated record